AUGGCAGCUUUCAAGUCCGCUCUCUCGUUGAGUUCAAUUAACGGCGGCCAUGGUAAGGGCGGAGAAGUACAUGUCAUCAUUGGCCCCAUGUUUGCUGGCAAAACCACCGAUCUACUCCGUCGUAUCAAAUCUGAAGGCAGCAGUGGCAGAAACGUGGCAAUGAUAAAAUCAAGCAAGGAUACAAGAUAUGCAAAAGAUUCGGUGGUGACACAUGAUGGCUUGAGAUUUCCUUGCUGGGCUUUGCCAGAUCUCACAUCCUUCCAACACAAGCUUGGAAACGAUGAAUAUCAAAAGCUUGAUGUAAUUGGCAUAGAUGAGGCUCAAUUUUUUGAAGACCUUUAUGACUUUUGUUGUAAGGCUGCUGAUCAUGAUGGGAAAACUAUAAUUUUAGCUGGCCUUGAUGGGGAUUAUUUGAGGAGAAGCUUUGGAUCUGUGCUUGAUGUGAUACCCCUUGCUGAUACGGUAACAAAGCUGACUGCAAGGUGUAAACUUUGUGGCAAGCGAGCCUUCUUUACCUUGAGGAAGACAGCAGAGACCCAGACAGAGUUGAUUGGUGGAUCUGAUGUCUAUAUGCCUGUUUGCCGCCAGCACUAUCUCAGUGGACAAGCAGUCAUACAAUCAACAAGGACUGUCCUUGAAUCCUGUAAGGUUCAAACUGACUCCCAUACUGAGGUAGCUGCAGUUGUGUAA
This is a messenger RNA of Dovyalis caffra, 690 nucleotides long. NCBI's taxonomy places the organism in Eukaryota, Viridiplantae, Streptophyta, Magnoliopsida, Malpighiales, Salicaceae. The record is from the annotation of a GenBank genome assembly.